This is a messenger RNA of Cynoglossus semilaevis (tongue sole), 4373 nucleotides long. RefSeq names its product raftlin, lipid raft linker 1a (gene rftn1a). NCBI's taxonomy places the organism in Eukaryota, Metazoa, Chordata, Actinopteri, Pleuronectiformes, Cynoglossidae. The transcript is spliced from 10 exons. The record is from RefSeq and is a predicted model, not a curated record. The coding region runs from base 86 to 2050 and encodes 654 amino acids.
GGUAGAGGAGGAGCGCACAUCGACUGAUUCCAGAGUCAGGAGUAUUUCUCUCAGACUCUCUCAGACUGCAACUCCAUUUACAGACAUGGGGUGUAGGCUGCCAAAGCUACGGAAGACAGAAGAGAGGAGAAGCCCAGGAAACAUCUACUCCACUCUCCGGAGGCCUCAGGUGGAGACUAAAGUGGGAGUGUCGUACACCUACCACUUUCUGGAUUUCCUGUUGGGGAAAGAAGAGGUGCCGGUGUCAUCGGUGCUAUGCCUGUCCUCGGUCAGAGAGUUACCUGUGCAGGUGAGGGAACUCUACGCCCAGGGAUUUGUCUUGGUGGCAGUCCACCCGUUCGUUCACUCCUGCGGGCCUCGACAUGCACACAUCCAACGACAGCUUCACCGAGCCGUGCUGGUCCGUGAGACGCCAAGCUCAGAGAAGAGCCAGAUGAGGUGGGCCAGACAGCGCUUGGAGACAGACGUUUGCGUGGCGGGUCACCAGGCCGCUGACCCAGAAGUCAUCCAGAGCUACACCAAGAAGAUCCAAGAUGUAGCAGAACAAGGGAUGAUGUUCGUGGGCUUUCUUCAGCAGCCCGGUGGUGGACCCUACUUUUUAGGGCAGUUGGACCCCGAGGAGCUGUCGUCCUUGCAUUCCAGCCCUUCACCCAUCCAUCGAAGCCCCUUCAGCACCAGCAACAGCCAAUCAGAGCUGACAGAGUUACAUUAUAACAGCGUGGAGCCUGACCUGCACUGUACUGUACCUCAAGACCUCGGGAACCUAGAGUGUAGCUCACAGCAUAUGGCUGCAGGAGAAGUGGACUUCAUCCCUCUGAAGGCCACCCAGAGCUCAGAGCUGGGCUCAUACAGAUCUGCACAGCAGCCUGAAAGUCCAGACGGAGUCCACAGAUGUCCGACUCAGCAGCAGGAGGAGCCGCUGCACAGAGACUCCACAGAGAGACACCUGAACCUCCUGAAUCAGAGAGAACGACCAGGUGACAGUUGGCUCAGUUCCCCUGAACUGCAACUCAACCAUAGAAAGCGCUACAGCUCUGUCUGUCCAAAUGGACAAAGCAGAGACAGGACACACAACAACAACCACAUCUGCCUCAGGAGUACGGAGAAGGACAAGAACACAACUUUACCACCUGCCCAGGCCAGAAUCCAGCUCUUUGCACUGUACAACCACACAGGAGAACUUAACACCGCUCUGAGGUUCUACUCGCUAAGGGUUCCACUUCGGCUACAGAAGGAGGCCGGGCUUAUCACAGGAGUGGACGCAAACUGGCUCGAUCACAUGACGCAACAUUUCAGCAGCGGCGCGCAGCUCAUUGAUGGCUUUUUCCACCUCGAAGAUAACACGGAGAGUGGGGUUUCAUCUGUGGACAGCGUGUUCGUCUUUAAGAGCUCUGCGGAGGAGACCUCGAACGUCCGCUACGAUGCCAUCGUGGUGGAGCAGUGGACCGUCGUUGAUGGUGUUGUGGUGAAGACAGAUUACAUCCCACUCCUCCAGUCUCUGGCUCCAUUUGGAUGGAGGCUGAUGUGUGUGUUGCCUACACCGAUAGUGAAGACCAACAGUGACGGGAGUUUGUCAACCAAGCAAAUCCUCUUCCUCCAGAGACCGGUUUUACAGCGCAAAAGAAAGGACUUCAAGAUGCUGAACCUCAGGGGUCGCAGCAAGGCGAAGAAGAACUCUGCUGAAGAUGAGAGGCAGAUCAGACACUCUGCUGUGAACGAGGCAGAGAUGGACACUUUAGGAAGAAACACAAAACAUGAGGAAAAGGAAAUGGAAAUGAGGAAGAGCAGGGCGGAAAGGCCGCAGUCUCAGGAUGGUGGGAAAAACAGGGCCGCGGACGUGACGCAUCAACACGGCUUCCUGUUCCUGUCGGGACGCAGGGGUUCUGUUGAGGACCAGGAGGAGGAAACUGAUGUGGACAUGAUCCCUCUGUCCAGGCAGGAGAAGACAGUGAGAUGGACAGAUGUGUGUCAGAGCAUCGACGGAGAGAUGAUGGAGAAGGUGAAGAUGGAGGAGCGGAUCAAACACCAGCUUUUCUCUGGUGUCUGUUGAAACACUGGGGACAAGACAACACCAGGUACCAGACCUUUUCAUACAGUUCCAGGUCCCUGUGGUGGGAGCACAAACAGUUCCUGGUUCUACGGUUCCUCAAACGGAUUCAUCUUCAGUCAGUGAAACAGGUCAGUUCUUCAAAAAGAAAAGUCUGUUUGAAGAGUAUUUAAAAAAAUCUGUAUUUUGAACUUCUACAGUACGAACUGUAGCAAAGACGUCUGUCUGUUUAGGAUGUGAGUUUGUUUCGUUUUUUGUUGAUGUGGUUCUGACGACGACUGUAGGGAACAGUUACAGGAAAGUCUCCAGUUUAAGCCUUACGCUGUCUGUGUCACGUGGUUUAUUUUUUGUUGUAUUUCUAGGACCAACUGUAGCAGAAGUUCAUUCGUAUGUUCACCUAGUCAACAGAUUAUUUGUAUCUCAUUACAGACAUCAGUGUUCCUUCACCUGCUGACCAACAAUAAACAUUCAUAGAGCAGAAAAAAACAAAACAGUGGUAGUGAUUUAUGGUUAUUCAAAAAUAUAUAUUUAAAAAAUUGAAACUGCCUCAACAGAGAGUUACUGAAUUAGUCAGGCACCAAACUGAAUCGUCUGAUCUGACCCAUGACUGGAUACAUCAAAUAAUAAUGUAAGACAAAAACGUGAAAUCUGGGUAAUCUGGGUUUAAUCUGGGUUUAAUCUUUAUCAAUCCAAGACACGUGGAGGUAAAAUUCUUUGUCGUCAGUUUCACAAGAUCUUUCAAUUCCAGGAGAUCUGGACCGCAGGUAGGCCAGCGAAAUACACACAGUGUGGAUAAAACUUUAGUACUUUUCUUUUACAAAAUGCCUCCUGUCUACCUGCAAGUAUGUUUCUCAACCAAAAAUGAUUUAAAAUACACAAAAAAUUCUCAAAUGAAUCCAAACUUUUAGCCAUGUGAUUUCAAAACAAUGAAGCCUGAAGUUCUACAUUUGUGUAACCUUAAUUUUCCUCUCAGUAUAACUUUACUCAAGUAUUCCAGUGAUACACCAGGCCCAAAACAUAAAGUAUAAGUUUUUGUAACGUACUCACUAAUUUGGGAACUACCAUUCAACGACGAAGGUUCUGACGAAGACGUGAUGGCACUAAUUUAUGACCCGUGUCUUCAACUGCCUUUAUGGUGUGUGGUGUUCGUGCAACAAGUCCAAAAAUGGGACAAUAAAGAAUUCAAACAGACCAAAGCGCUCUCCUUGACUUCGUUCAUAUUUCACACCACUUGAAUAAACCGUUCUUUUCAUACGGCAAAUGAAUGCAGUAUCAACUCCGCCCGGUCUCGACGGCUGUCCCCCCACUGAGGGAAAGAAAAGGAGACGCUGGCUCUCAUCUCUGAGGGAUGUUCACUGAUCCAAGGAAAUGGGAGACCACCUGGAGGUUCCCAUUACAGUGCACCAUGGGAAACUCACCCGCUGCACCCUGGGAUGAAAAAAUGUUCGCGAGGACGUGCGUGAGAGAAAGAGAGAGAGAGAGAGAGAGACGGCGCGUUUGCGUGUUUUACGUAGUGUAAAUGAGGGGAAGAGGCAGAGACGUGGGUCAGAAUGUGGGCGUCGGACAAAACUUCUUCCUCUAAAAAUACCUAGAUGUUAGAGAAAAACGCCUGAGAGAAAAAAGCAAGAAACUCAGCAGGGGGCAGCAGAGUUCACUCACAGCUCUACAGAUAUGUAAGUAGCUCUGAGGUGUUUCACUGAGUAAACAGUACAGUUAACAAGUUCUAACAAAUGGGUUUUGUUUUUUAAGCUUUACCAAAGACGCGACUGAAACAUCUGUCACGUAUGAACCCAAAGAGGUAAAAAAAUAGUAUCGCAGGUUAAAAAAAAGGAAAGACAGGAUGUUGAAAAUGCACCAAACAGCGAGAAAAGGCUAACUUAUGCAUUUAUGUAAAUUAUUCAUGGACUGGAUAUUAUUUGACAAAGGUCACUAGGAGUAACAAAUCCAAGUUUGGUACGGGUAGCAUCAAAGGGGGGGGUGUCUUCAGUGGUCUGUGACUGCACUGACAGCUGUGGUUUCUGUAACCAUGACUGUGAAAACCAUUGUCACCUGAGGAGAACCAGCUCUCAAUGACAUCAGAACGUCUGUUCACAGAUUUAAUUCAUGUAAAAAAAGAAGAAAAAAACAGCUCUGACCAAAUACUUCUGUAAACCACUGCAGUUCCACGUGAUUUAACACCAUUUAUUCCAUCAGUCACAGAUGAAAUCCAAACACUCAAUGAUGUGUGAAAACAGUACGAGAUACUAUUGUGCGUAUAGAUCAUUUUGUAUCAUAGAAAAAAAAACAAAGCAGUAUUUUAACAAAAAAAUGAUGUUAAAUAGAAAGA